AUGAGUGCUGAACAUCAUAACCAUGGUCGUUUCACAUCCUCUUGGAACAAAGAAGAGAACAAAGCUUUUGAGCAAGCACUUGCAAAAUACUCUGAGGAUCGUGGUGAUAGUGCUGGUAGAUGGGCGAAUAUUGCAGCCAAAAUUCCAGGAAAGUCAAUGAUAGAGAUUAAGCGUCAUUACGAUAUCUUAAUCGAUGAUGUUAGGCGCAUAGAAACUGGCUUCAUCCCUCUACCAAACUAUGAAUUAAGAAUCGAUGAAGAAGAAGGCAAUGAAUCAAGGCCCAAACAUGAUCUUAGAAGGAGUUUGCAAAUGUAUGGAAAAGGUGAUUGGCGGAGCAUAGCUCGUAAGUCUGUUGUGACGAGGACUGCAGCUCAAGUCGCAAGCCACGCGCAGAAGUACUUUGAUCGUCAAAAUGAAAUUCUUGCAGAUUCGGUUGGCAUGCCCAUCGAACUUCCUCCCUUCCCACCUCAAAUAUGGGAUGCACCCUCUCAAUGA
Molecule: messenger RNA, 495 nt
Organism: Impatiens glandulifera
Lineage: Eukaryota; Viridiplantae; Streptophyta; Magnoliopsida; Ericales; Balsaminaceae
Product: protein RADIALIS-like 2
Exons: 2
Coding region: 1-495 (164 amino acids)
Molecular function (GO): DNA binding
Source: RefSeq, a predicted model, not a curated record